Molecule: messenger RNA, 1194 nt
Organism: Salvelinus namaycush (lake trout)
Lineage: Eukaryota; Metazoa; Chordata; Actinopteri; Salmoniformes; Salmonidae
Product: diencephalon/mesencephalon homeobox protein 1-B-like
Exons: 4
Coding region: 1-1194 (397 amino acids)
Biological process (GO): regulation of transcription by RNA polymerase II
Molecular function (GO): DNA-binding transcription factor activity, RNA polymerase II-specific; RNA polymerase II transcription regulatory region sequence-specific DNA binding
Source: RefSeq, a predicted model, not a curated record
AUGCAGCACUACGGAGUGAAUGGAUAUUCUCUCCACGCCAUGAACUCGCUAAGCGCCAUGUACAACCUCCACCAGCAGGCGGCGCAGCAGGCCCAGCACGCCCCUGACUACCGGCCGUCCGUGCACGCGCUCACCCUGGCAGAGAGACUGGCUGACAUCAUCCUCGAGGCCCGGUAUGGCUCCCAGCACAGGAAGCAGCGGCGCAGUCGCACAGCCUUCACUGCCCAGCAGCUGGAAGCCCUGGAAAAGACCUUCCAGAAGACCCACUACCCUGACGUGGUGAUGCGUGAGCGCCUGGCCAUGUGCACCAACCUGCCAGAGGCCCGUGUACAGGUGUGGUUCAAAAAUCGCCGCGCCAAGUUCCGCAAGAAGCAGCGCAGCCUCCAGAAGGAGCAGCUCCAGAAACAGAAGGAGGCCAACGGAGAGGGGGGUGACAAGGACGAUGUCAAGACCAAGGACACCUCCACCACAAGUGUGCCCUCCACCCAGAGCCCUUCACCUCCCUCGUCCUCCACGUUGGAGUCGAAGCAGCCCCAGCCUGCAGAGAUGAACGUGGAGGUGAACGUCACCUCCCCGGAGCCCUCAGACAGCGAGUCGGCCGCCGAAGACAACGGUGAGGGAGAGGAAGAGCUGAGGAGGGAGAGGCUGCAGGAGGAAACGCAGCAGCAGCUUCAGGGGGAGAUGCAGCAGGGGGAUGCAGGGCUGCAGCCGGGAGGCGGCUCUCCGUCCUGCAAACGCCUCAGCUCCACAUCAGACUCUCCCCUGGGCUCUCCCUCCCUCCCUUCCUCCAGUGGUGGCAUGGGCAGCAGUGGUCUGUCCCAGGGCUCCUACGCCUCGUCCCCCCUCAGCCUCUUCCGCCUGCAGGAGCAGUUCCGCCAGCACAUGGCCGCCACCAACAACAUGGUCCACUACCCUUCCUUCGACAUGGGUACCCCCUCCUCCCUGCCCUACCUAGGCAUGAAUGUCAACAUGCCCUCCCCCCUGAGCUCCCUGCCCUGCCAAUCCUACUACCAGUCCAUGUCCCAGGCAUCCCUGUCCCAGGCCCAGCAAGUGUGGAACAGCCCCCUGGCAGGUCUCCAGGCUCCUCCGGGCAGCAUGCCCAGCCUCAACAGCAAGACCACCAGCAUCGAGAACCUGCGUCUGAGGGCCAAGCAGCACGCAGCCUCCCUGGGCCUGGACACACUACCCAACUGA